AUGCCACCGCAACAAGCCUGGGCAUCACGCCAAUUUCAAGACUGCGACUCGGAUGGAAAAUCACGCGCCGUGCAGUGCAAGUGGUGCAUAGAAAAGAAAGUCGCCUACAACAGCACUUCGCGCAAGACUUCACAUCUCAAGCAAUGCGUCGCCUUCAACGAACACGUCGUCCAACUCGUUGAAGCCGAAAAUGCCGGCGGCUACCUGUGUCGCGAGCUCGAGCAGAUGCCUGCCGUUGUCCUGGAAGCCGUGCUGGAUCAAACCGGCUGCAGAAGACUGCAACAAGGUCAUGCAGCACAAAGCGCUGUAGGCAUGGGAGCCGUGAAUGGCAAUCUCGGAGCUCAAGCUGCUGCUGUACUCUUCGGUAAUGGCAAUGUCGGCGCGCCGAGACUGAACGGCAUGAAUGACACCCCUCGCUCGGAAAGACCUACUCCUUCGUCUGCACUUCGCGCCAACCCAAACUCCAUUUCUCACGCGUCGACGCCUUCAUCCGUACCGCAACGCGGUGCUGCCAACUUCAACCGCGCUCAGAUCGAUCGCGCUUUUGCUUCUGCCUUGAACCACCCUUCCACCACAUCUCCCGCGCUCCAGCCUCACCAGACUCCCAAUCAGUCCGCUUUGCAGCCUCCCAAUGGCCAAGAUGUCUCAGGGUUGCUCAGUUCAUUCAACUCCUCCACAGACCCGCGCAUUUCGGACGCCCUACGCUUGCUAGACAAAGACACUCGAGUGAGAAUUGCAAGAGAGUUGCUGGAUGAGGCAUACGAAGGUGUCAAAAGAGCUGUGGACAACUACAUCGAGAAGCAGCAAUACCUCAAUGCUAUUCUUGAAGAUGGCGCUGAGUUGGGUGCUGAUGAUCAGGGACGUUAG
Messenger RNA from Aureobasidium melanogenum CBS 110374, 867 nucleotides. RefSeq lists its product as uncharacterized. Bases 1 to 867 code for a protein of 288 amino acids. The record is from RefSeq and is a predicted model, not a curated record. Lineage: Eukaryota; Fungi; Ascomycota; Dothideomycetes; Dothideales; Saccotheciaceae. The transcript has a single exon.